Synchiropus splendidus (mandarinfish) is the source of this 1959-nucleotide messenger RNA. It is a transcript of the gene drc3, whose product is annotated as dynein regulatory complex subunit 3. The record is from RefSeq and is a predicted model, not a curated record. Lineage: Eukaryota; Metazoa; Chordata; Actinopteri; Syngnathiformes; Callionymidae. Bases 101 to 1654 code for a protein of 517 amino acids. The transcript is spliced from 12 exons. Gene Ontology annotation, molecular function: protein binding.
UGGAGCUGUGCCCGGUUUAAUGCUUCGUCUUUUUCGUGAAGCAAAGCCACUUUAAAAAGAUAGUAGUGGCUGUAGCGGACGUCCGAAACAACUUGACGAGAUGGACAGGUUUUGCCAUGAAGAAGCAGAGUUUAUUUUAAUGGAUGAGAAUAUUCUGCGGAUGGCAGUAGCUGAGCAAAAUUCAAAAGAUAAAACUCGUCGUGCGUCCAAGAUAGAGGGAAUCCAUUUUGAAGAAGUCCUUCAACUACAUGUCGAGUAUAAAGACAUCCUUAACAUUGACAACUUGUGGGGCUUCACAUCACUCACCAAGCUGGAGCUGAACAACAACUGCAUCGCGAAGAUCGAGGGCCUGGAUGGGCUGGUUCAUUUACAAUGGCUGAAUUUGUCUUUCAACAAAAUCGAGAAACUUGAGGGCCUGCACCGUCUGCACAAGCUGGAGUUUCUGAAUUUGACUUCAAACAGAAUCUCAGUGAUUGAAAACAUGAACUGCCUUGAGGAACUGAAACUUUUCUCCAUCGCACACAACUGUAUUGAUCAAGUGGAGACUAUUCUUCAUCUGAGAAAACUGAAGAACCUGAGGACGCUGAAUGUCUUUGGCAAUCCAUUACUGAUGGAGUGCGAUUACAAGUUAUUCAUUGCUGCCCACUUCCCAAACCUGAUGUACCUGGACUAUAGAGUUCUCACUCAGGAGGCCAAAGCAGAGGGCGCCAUGAAAUACUUAAUCUCUAUAGAGAAAAUAAAAUCUCAAGAAAGGCUUGUGGAGGUUGAGAGGAGACAAGAGGCCGAACUACAGCUGCACAAGGAUGCUUUUGUGGAAUUCCUGAGUGACUCCCAGCUCUUCAACGAAAUGUUCAGAGAUGAUCCUGAAGUCGAUAAAAUUCGCAACAUUCCUGGAGUGGUGACUGUGGUGGAAACAUUUGGAAAAGAGGUGGUGGAGUUAUGCUGUCAGAUAUUUAAACUGGGCUUGGCCGAGCAUCAAAAACGAGAUGAGGAGGUGAAGCUAUUCUUCAGAAUUCAGACUGAAACUGAAAACCAAUACCAACAGAAAGCUGCUGGAAUAUUGGGAGAGUUUGAGCUGCAACAACAAAAAAUGACUUCCGAGAUACAGCAGACCUCGGACUCAGAAAUACAAAAAGUCAAACUUGAAUCCAGCAACCAUCAAAUCAACGUCCUCCAGAAGGAACUAACAGCACUGGAGUUUGAGAUGUCCAGCCAGUUGGAGAGCAAUGCCAAAAGGUUUGACAAUAACAUGACAGACAUGGUCAGCAAUUUCAGCGAAACAGUUCAAGGGAUAUUCGCUCAGUGCCGGGAUCUAGAAAACAACUACUACAAGCAGGUCCAAGAAGUUGCUGUGGCCGCCAUUGAAGCAGCUGCACAGGAUGCUUUGGAGGACAUUGUUCUCGAUGACUUUAGGGAGAUUUUCCUUGACAAAGAGAUAUUGAUCGAUGUGCUUGCCACAAGCCACGACAACCAUCUGACCAAGAUCAAUGACCGGGAGUCGGAACUGGUGACGCGUCUGAAUGCCUGGAAAGGGACUCUUAUCAAAAAGAUACAAGAGGACGCUCAGAGGUGGAACUCCACUCGCAUUUCAGACAUUGAGAGAUAUGUGGACUAUUUGAGGAAGCAGGCAGACGCUAUAUACAAUUUGUCUUGAAAUCAAUUGUACGACUAUAUUACUACUGAUUUAUAUCAGUAAUAACACAUUGUGAGGAACAUUCUGGGCGACCAUUUAGAAGAGCAACAUUUGUGCGUUAGCAUCAGUGGAAAAUGUUAUUAAGACCAGUACUUUCUCUACAUUGAUGUAUUCCUUUGAACUAUUCUCAGAUGUAACAGGCUAUGUACGAAUCAUAAACACGUGGGCCGCAGUAUAGCCAAACUAUGAUAUCAAGAAGGGAUGCAAAAUGUUUUAUUUAAUGGCCUCAAAUGUCCUGUGGAUUGUGACUUUUUAACUGUAUUUUG